Dacryopinax primogenitus is the source of this 1737-nucleotide messenger RNA. Its product is annotated as hydroxymethylglutaryl-CoA synthase. Gene Ontology annotation, biological process: acetyl-CoA metabolic process; ergosterol biosynthetic process. Bases 71 to 1444 code for a protein of 457 amino acids. The record is from RefSeq and is a predicted model, not a curated record. The transcript has 4 exons. Gene Ontology annotation, molecular function: hydroxymethylglutaryl-CoA synthase activity. NCBI's taxonomy places the organism in Eukaryota, Fungi, Basidiomycota, Dacrymycetes, Dacrymycetales, Dacrymycetaceae.
CCACUUUACUCCUUACCUUACUCCCACCAUCUCCUUCACCCCUCCUACCCCCAACUACUCAUCCAUCGCUAUGGCCUCCCAACGUCCUCAGAACGUCGGUAUUCUCGGUAUCGAGAUGUACCUCCCUAAGCGGUGCAUCUCCGAAACCGACCUCGAGACGUACGAUGGUGUCUCCACGGGCAAGUACACCAUCGGCCUCGGCCAGCAGUACAUGGCCUACAUCGACGACCGGGAGGACAUCAUCUCCUUUGCACUGUCUGCCGUCUCCUCCCUCCUCAAAAAGUACGACGUCGACCCGCUCAACGUCGGCCGCAUCGAGGUCGGUACUGAGACCCUCAUCGACAAGAGCAAGGCUGUCAAGACGCACCUGAUGGACCUCUUCGCCGACGCAGGAAACACAGAUAUCGAGGGUAUCGACAGCAAGAACGCGUGCUACGGCUCCACGGCCGCGCUGUUCAACGCAGUGAACUGGGUCGAAUCUUCCUCCUGGGACGGCAGGCUCGCAAUCGUCUUCUGCGGAGAUAUCGCCGUGUAUGAAGAGGGCGCUGCCCGUGCCGUCGGCGGUGCGGGCGCAUGCGCGAUGCUCAUCGGCCCCAACGCCCCUCUUGUUCUUGAACCGGUACACGGGACACACAUGGCGAACACGUACGACUUCUACAAGCCCGACCUCUCCUCCGAAUACCCGUACGUCGAUGGCAAGCUCUCCAACGUCACCUACACCGGGGCGCUCGACAAGUGCUACGCGACCUACCGGGCCAAGAUGAACAAGCGGUUCCCGGAUGAGAAGGUGAACAUGGACGGGUUCGACUACGCCGUCUUCCACUCGCCGUAUGGCAAGCUUGUGCAGAAGUGCCACGGCCGGUUGUUGUACCAUGACUGGCUGGCAGACCCCUCCCUCCCUCUCUACUCCGGGCUUACGGAGGAGGUUACCGCCCCCUUCAAGAACGCUCCUGUGGAGAAGACGAUCACUGACAAGGCGGUGGAGAAGAUCUUCGUUGGACUGGGGAAGAAGCUGUACCAGGAGCGUGUGCACCCGACGCUCAAGUGCUCCGAGCGCUGCGGGAACAUGUACACUGGCUCCCUGUACGGCUGCCUUGCGUCCCUCGUCGGGAGCAUACCUGGCCAGCAGCUGGAAGGGAAGAGGAUCUCCAUGUUCGCCUAUGGUGCUGGGUGCGCGGCGAGCUUCUUCGGCCUGAGCGUCAAGGGCUCUACACAGAAGAUGUUCGAAGUGCUCGAUCUGGAGGCGAGGCUGGCAGCGAUGGAGGUCCGCCCGUGCCAGGAAUACGUGGAUGCGAUGAACUUGAGGGAAAAGACCCACACGUUGAAGGACUACACUCCUGUCGGGAGCGUGGACGACCUCUUCCCCGGCUCGUACUACCUUGAACGCGUUGAUGACCAGUACAGGCGCACGUACGGUGUUGUGCCCGAGAAGGUAGCGGCAUGAUUGAGCCCUCGACAGAGAGCAGCAUCGUGCUGUGCACUGAGUUGUGUUGUGCUAGUUGGCAGGAAGCAUUUGAUACCCGCAUUCUUCAUUAAUCAGGCUGAACUCCUCGCCCUCGGGACCGACACGUUGGGCAUGACGGGCAGGCCGCACACUUUUAUUGCCGCAAUUUCUCUUCCACGUUUCAUCUUCUUUCGAUUGCUCAAUCUUUGGGUCAUGUGUCUGUUAUUGGGGAGGACUGGGAUGUCCUGUGCUGUAGUGUGGGUAGAAGACCUAAUCAAUAGAGGGUCAAGCGC